CAGUGAAACAACCAUUAUGAUUUCUAAAGCGUCUCAAGCCAUAUUUUUUAUUUUCAGCAUUUUGAUGGCAGCUUUGGAUACAGGAUCUCCUGUAAACACUGAGGGCAUCUCUCAGCCUACUCCAGUGAUGAUGGCUAAGAACGGCAGCACUGUAACUUUGGAAUGCUUUGAAUUACAAAAAACUCAAUUUGAACCUAUGGUUUGGUACAAGCAAAGUGUUGGCCAGAUGCCGCUUCUUGUAGGAUCAGCUCAGCAUUUUCUGCCUUCUGUACUCUAUAAUGAAUUCAAUAAUAGCCGUUUCAACAUACAGAGUGGUUCUGUAUCUUUCAACUUGUCUAUCUCAAACAUUCAGUCAUCUGAUGAGGCUUUUUAUUUCUGUGGAGUCAGGAUUACCUUUGAAAUACGUUUUGGAAAUGGAACAUAUUUGCUUGUGAAAGAAAAAGGUCAGCUGAGGUCCAACAUUGCUGCAGUGAUCCAAGCCCCAGUAUCAGACCCAGUUCACCCAGGUGAUUCAAAGACACUGGAGUGUGAAGUUUUCACUGAGACCAGAACAGAACCAGAAGACCUCAGAGUGUUCUGGUUCAGACCAGCUUCAGGAGAUUCCCAUCCAGGAGUCAUUUACACCAACAACAGCAGGGGUGGUGAGUGUGAGGGUCGCUGUGUCUACAGUCUCUCUAAGAAGGACAUCAACAUCUCUGAUGCUGGAACGUACUACUGUGGCAUAGCCACAAGCAGACAAAUACUGUUUGGGAAUGGAACAGCACUCAUCAUUGCGGAGCCUGUGGAUACUCUGUUGGUUGGUUUGGCCGUGGCUUUGGGUUGCUGUGUUGCGUUGAUGUUUUUUCUGUUUUUCCUGAACUGCAAGAGGAGAAAUACAUGUGACAACUGCAAGAUAAGAGACUUGCAGCAUGUUAGCGAUGGCAGCUGUGAAACCAAACAAAGAAGUGGUCAGGCUGAGGCUGCAGAGGGUUUAACUUAUGCAGCCUUGAGCUUCUCUAAGAAGGAGACCAGAGGGAGGAGAACUAAGAGGAAGCUUCCACCAGACGCUGUUUAUUCUGCUGUCCAACACUGACCACUCAGCCAUGGUUACUGUAUCAAACAGAAGCAUCUGUAGUCAGUCUGUUUCAUUUUCAUUACCCCUUUAUUGUUACAUUUGUUUUUUGAAUUUAAUUUUUAUGCAUUCCAUUCCUCUGUUCUAAAAAUUGUGGAUACUUUCAAUUAUUUCAUUUGAGUGCUGGAAAUGUAAGGAUUUGGAAGCUGGUCUAACCUGCUUUUUCAUACAUUCAAAUAAUUUAUCUGAAUUCAGUUCCGUUAUCUUUACCAAUCCAAUCAGUAAUACACUUCAUAUGAGGUGAUCCAUAUCAAAAACUAAUAAAGUAUCUUCCAUAU
Messenger RNA from Clupea harengus (Atlantic herring), 1389 nucleotides. RefSeq lists its product as uncharacterized. The transcript is spliced from 6 exons. Lineage: Eukaryota; Metazoa; Chordata; Actinopteri; Clupeiformes; Clupeidae. Bases 17 to 1072 code for a protein of 351 amino acids. Gene Ontology annotation, biological process: response to bacterium. The record is from RefSeq and is a predicted model, not a curated record.